GCUAACGUGAAGUAACAUGAAGUGCUGUUUCUGUUUGCAGACUCAUGAAAUAAGUCAAUACUGUACAUGCAGUGUUUCAAAAUGAGCAGGCUACGUUCAGCGAUGACUAAAGGGAAGAGAGUCGGACUGGAGAUGGUGGAAACAGCAACUCCAAAGAGGAAGAGGUCAACGACAUAUGUGAAAGAAGAGGAAUCCACAGACCCCUCCUCUCCUCAGUCCACGUUCCACACGUUCCCUGACCCUGCAGAUGUUGAACGGCUGCGCUCUCAGCUGCUCCGCUGGUACGACCAGGAGCAGAGAGAGCUGCCCUGGAGGACUCUGGCGGUGACGGAGUCAGACCUCAACAUCAGGACAUAUGCAGUGUGGGUUUCAGAAAUCAUGCUGCAACAGACCCAAGUUGCUACAGUAAUAAACUACUACAACAAAUGGAUGAAGCGGUGGCCCACGGUGCAGGAUCUUGCAACUGCUACUCUAGAGGAAGUGAACCAGAUGUGGGCGGGUCUUGGCUACUACUCCAGAGGAAGACGACUGCAUGAAGGAGCUCAAAAGGUGGUGUCGGAGCUGAAGGGCCAGAUGCCUCGCACCGUGGACAGUCUGCUGAAGCAGCUUCCUGGAGUGGGGCGCUACACCGCUGCAGCCGUGGGCUCGAUAGCACUGGGUCAGGUAACCGGAGCAGUGGAUGGCAACUUGAUUCGGGUGCUGUGUCGCCUGCGGGCCGUCGGCGCUGACAGCACCAGUUCUGCAGUGACAGAGGCUCUCUGGAGUUUAGCAAAUACUCUGGUGGACCCUGAGAGGCCCGGGGACUUUAACCAGGCCAUGAUGGAGCUGGGGGCCCGAGUCUGCACCCCCAAGCGCCCGCUGUGCAGCCGGUGUCCCGUUCAGUCGCACUGCCACUCCUACCACAAGGUUCAUGUCAAACAAGAGAAGAACUCCAGGAAGCUGCAGGGGAAGCAGGACAGGAAGCCGGCCAGCCUGCCUGACAUAGAGGACUGUGCGAACAGCGGGACGUGUCCUCUCUGUCCCUCGGAGCCCUGGGACGAUGCGCUGGACGUUCAGAACUUCCCCAGGAAGCCGGCGAAGAAGCCGCCUCGAGUCGAGCGAACUCUGACCUGUGUGGUGAUCCGACCUGGAGAGGGGGGCGAGGACGAGUUCCUGCUCACACAGAGGCCCAACAAAGGUUUGCUUGCAGGUUUAUGGGAGUUUCCAAAUCUCCUGCUGGAGGAGAAGAGCUCUGAUCUGAAACAGAGGAGAGCGCUGUGUGCUCAGAUCAGCGGGAAACUGGGAACCCAUCUGACAGAAAACCUCCUCCAGUAUGUGGGAGAGGUGGUUCACAUCUUCUCCCACAUCCACCAGACAUACGUGGUCCACAGUGUGUGUUUGAAGGAUGCUGACACACACACUCACACUGAAAACGCUCGGUGGCUCAGCCGGUCCGCCCUGCAGGAAGCUGCUGUGUCCACAGGAGUGAAAAAGAUUGUAAAGCUUUAUGAUUCUGUGGACGGUCAAAAAGAACAAAACUCUAAGGAUGGGAAGAGGCAGAGGCACACCGGCACAAAGAAUGACAAGAAACCAAAUUCCUCCAAAAAAGCCAAAGUGAGCUCAGCUACCAGCGGCGGCAGACAGCUCUCUCUCAGCUCCUUCUUCAACAAGGUCAAAGAGGAGCCUUGAGGGGUUUGAGUGUCAAAGUCUUCCAUGGUGCCUUAUCAGGAAACAUGUGUCUUUUUAAUAUCAACGCAUCAGCACUACAGUGUGUUGCCAUAUU
This is a messenger RNA of Trematomus bernacchii (emerald rockcod), 1762 nucleotides long. It is a transcript of the gene mutyh, whose product is annotated as mutY DNA glycosylase. The transcript is spliced from 15 exons. Gene Ontology annotation, cellular component: nucleus. The record is from RefSeq and is a predicted model, not a curated record. Lineage: Eukaryota; Metazoa; Chordata; Actinopteri; Perciformes; Nototheniidae. The coding region runs from base 67 to 1668 and encodes 533 amino acids. Gene Ontology annotation, molecular function: purine-specific mismatch base pair DNA N-glycosylase activity; oxidized purine DNA binding; 8-oxo-7,8-dihydroguanine DNA N-glycosylase activity. Gene Ontology annotation, biological process: mismatch repair; base-excision repair.